AUUGAAACAGUGCCAAACAGUGUCAGUCAGAACUUCUCGACGGAGGGAGUAUUUCUCACUGAACAUCAGACAAAACGAAAUGAUAUUCCAGUGAAAAAGAUCUUUCAUGUUUUCCCUCGAGUUCUGUUCUUGUUGUACGCAUCGGCGUGAAUCGCAGAUGUUUCCGGCCACUCAAUGAAUCCGAAUCGGCCAAAGUUUAGAUUGCCGCAGCUCUCGACUUCUCCAAAGUUUGCGAACAAUGUUUCCUUCAAAACGUCAAUGAAUUCGAACCUCAAAAUGCCUAGGAGAUCACUCCUUAAACCAACCCUAACCCUCGCCAUAAUCAUAUCCAUCUUUGCCCUAUACGCCUUCUUUAAUUCCUUCAUCUUCUCUAAGCCGCUGGCCGUCAACAAUGGAAUCGGCAAUUUGGGUUCAUCAAGCAAUGGGGAGUAUUUCGAGGCGGAACCACCCGUAUCGGUCAAGGUUUAUAUGUACGAUCUGCCAAGGGAGUUUACCUAUGGGGUGAUUGAGAGCUACAAUUUGGCCCGAGGAGGGGAGAAGCUAAAGGAAGACUCUUUGCUCAAGUACCCGGGUACUCAGCAUGCGGCCGAAUGGCACCUAUUCACAAGCCUAAUCAUCAGGGAUCGUAGCCGGAAGGGGUGGUCCGUCAUUCCUGUGUCUGAACCCGAUCAGGCCGACCUCUUCUAUGUGCCCUUUUUUUCUUCCUUGAGCCUUGUUGUUAAUCCUGUGAACCGGCCGCGCUCAGGGGAUGGGCCUGUGUAUAGUGAUGAGAAGAUGCAGGAUGCUUUGAUUGAGUACUUGGAACAACAAGAGUAUUGGAAUAGGAAUAAUGGCUGGGAUCAUGUAUUCAUAUGUCAGGAUCCGAAUGCCUUGUACAAAAUUGUGGAUAAGGUGAAGAACGGAGUGCUGUUGGUAUCAGAUUUUGGUAGGUUGGCUCAUGACCAGGCCUCACUAAUUAAGGAUGUCAUCUUGCCUUACACACAUCGUAUUAAUACAUAUAAGGGAGAUAUCGGGAUUCAAAACCGCAAGACACUGCUCUUCUUCAUGGGAAACCGGUACCGGAAAGAGGGAGGAAAAAUUCGCGAUUUGCUUUUUCAAGUUCUUGAGAGUGAAAAUGAUGUCAUUAUAAAACAUGGUACACAGUCUAGGGAGAGCCGUCGUGCAGCAUCCCAAGGAAUGCAUACAUCAAAAUUUUGUUUGCAUCCAGCUGGUGACACACCAUCUGCUUGCCGUCUGUUUGAUGCUAUAGUGAGCUUGUGCAUUCCUGUCAUUGUUAGUGACUAUAUUGAGUUGCCCUUUGAAGAUGUCAUAGACUAUAGAAAGAUCGCAAUUUUCGUGGAUUCAGGCACAUCAGUUAAGCAAGGGGCCUUGGUUGAAAUUCUUAGGGGACUGAGCAUGGAGAACAUUUUAGAAUUUCAAGGAGAGUUAAAAAAGGUUAAGCAUUAUUUUGAAUACGAGGACCCGAACGGAACAGUCAAAGAAAUAUGGCGACAAGUUUCAUCAAAGUUACAACACAUUAAAUUGAUGAUCAAUCGUGAUAAGCGACUCGUGAAGAGGGAGUUGAAUGAACGGCCGGAUUGCUCUUGCCUCUGCUCUAACCAGUCGAGGAUUCAUACAACAUUAUGACCCUGUUUGUUAUCUACAUUUUAUUCAUUGGUUCGUGUGGCUGUUAUACGUUGGUGGCUCAUUAGUCGGCAUAAGAUACCCAAACGUUGUAAUUGCCGAAAGGUAUAAAAAGUUAGGAGCAAUGUUAUGAUGUAUAUUCCCGGUCUGUGCAUUAUGUUACCGAGAGUGAUUGUAGUCUAUUGUAAUCGGCGGAAUGUAAUAUGUGCAGGAAAUUCAAUAAGGAAAAUAGCCCGGUCCGGGUCCGAUUCCGGGUUGGGCCCGACCAGGCUUGGAAUUUUUUGGGUAAGUCCCGGGACCGGCCCGGGAGUCUAGCGGUACCGGGCCAGGCUGAUUCCAGGC
Molecule: messenger RNA, 1965 nt
Organism: Cuscuta epithymum
Lineage: Eukaryota; Viridiplantae; Streptophyta; Magnoliopsida; Solanales; Convolvulaceae
Source: the annotation of a GenBank genome assembly